UUUUUUUCCUCCCCUUGUGGAUUCUGCGUUAUCGGUGAUUGAUUGCCGACGUAUCAUCCCACCGCCAGGAUAUGCCUCCCGUGUAAAGAAUUGGGUGGAACGAACCUUGCGAACCGCACGCCAUUCCCGUCGACUCGAUCCAGCGACAACGAAAAUCGAAUCCGCUCGAGUCUGUCUGUCUCUCCCUCCGAAUCGCAUCUCCCUCCUCCGUGUCGGGAUCCGUGUAAGAUCGCUGAGCCGCGAUCAUCGCCCCUCCUGGAUCCUCCAGACGUCUCUGGGGGCCUGUCUGGCAAUCGAUACUGGGCAAUCGGAGGCGAUACGGGAUAUUCUGCCGGCACGCUGACCUCGACCUUGGCUCAUCCGCCGCCCGUGGAGACAGCCGAUCUGUAUCACCCGCUAGGGUUCUCGCGCGACACCACCGCCAACCUGGCUGCUCUUGCGGUUCCGCCACCGGGCAUGGGGACAGCGCUCGAUGCGCUGACUGCCCCUCAACCGUUGAAUUCCCGUCGACCCGCGGCGCCGUCGCUCCCCAGCUUUGAGCUGCCGCCCCCGAACUUUCAGAUCGGAGGAGCCGCGGUGAAGUAUCACUCCCAUCCCGCGCAUCCCCCGCCAGCGAACAAUCCCAGUGUCAAUAGCCUUCUGACGCCGCCCGCCUCGACGCAGUCUGGUGAGACGCCGGUGCCCACGACCACCACUGCCGUGACGACUGCCGCGGUCUCUGCAUCCCCCGAUCCGACCUCGUCCUAUACCGCCGCCUACUGGCCCGCCCAAAAUUCAUACGCCGCUGCGUCCACGACACCCCGUCAGUCCUGGAGCGCGGGUGUGAAUCCCUACCCGCCGCGCGACACCUUCUCCCCCGCCGGGAACCAUCUCCAUCGACACUCGGUGACCUCCCCAUCCGGGACCGAGGCGAUCCCGAACCAGCCGUACGACAUGAACCACCUCCCGCCCUUUCAGCAACCGCUCGCAUCGAGCAUGCCGGGCCCGAAUUCGCAGCAUUAUGCCAUGACGCAUGCGAUGCUUGCGGCACAGAAUGCGCUCCCUAAUCCGCCACCGGCCCCGCCGUCGCUACCCUCGAACGACCCGUACAUGACCAAAUCCUCGUCCGCUCCCUCCUACACCGGAAUCCAGCAGAUGUCGAAUCCCUCGGGGGCAUAUGGCCCCUACGGUCAGACCAGCUUAGCGAUUCAUCCCCCCGGACGGGUGGCCUCCAACCCGCCCCCGCAUCAUCUCAACUAUCAGCGACAGCCGUGGCCCUCGUAUUCGUUACCGGCGAUGAACGGACCCGUGCUGACGAACGUGCACAAUCCGAACGGACAUAUGUCGCUCGUUAGCAAUCCGCUCCCCGGCCGGCUGGCGUUCAACAGCGGCCAAUUGGCCAUGCAGCAGAUGUAUGGGGGUCAUCCCUCCCACGCGGGCCACCCACCGGGUCCGACAAACGACCGACCCUUCAAGUGCGACCAGUGUCCGCAGAGUUUCAACCGGAACCACGACCUGAAACGACAUAAACGGAUCCAUCUGUCCGUGAAGCCGUUCCCCUGCCAUCAUUGCGAUAAAAGCUUCUCUCGCAAGGAUGCAUUGAAGCGACACAUUCUCGUCAAGGGCUGCGGCAAAGACGUGUCCGAUACGAUCCCGAAGCAGGAGGGUGAAACGGUGAAACAGGAAGACAAAGACCUGGAGCAUGGCCUGUCGAUUUAGCCUGCCCCUGUUAUGGUUUACCCCUUGAUUUCGACCACACCUCAUGAAUUCCCCACGCGACUCGACAGACCUUUCUCGACCUCCCCUUCACCUCUCGACUUGAUUCCCGGCUUUAUUGUGCUAAUUUUAUUGUGUACGUUCCAUGAUGCUUUGUAUUUGGCCUGUAUGUACUUGGCGAGCGGUUCGGUUGGGACGAUUGCUUGUUUGUUUUAUGUUUUCUUUCCUUUCUUGAUAUCUUGUGAAUGGUUUGGCAUCAGCGAGGGAUAGCCGGAUGUAUGUACACGUAUGUAGGUAGAGGCGUUGUAGGAGACUAUUGGGAUCCGUAUUUGAAGGCAAAUUGAUUUCGGAAAGAGUCUCCUUGCAGUGGAAUCACUGUGUACUUGAAUAUCCGAUGUAAGGUCUGGUCUAGGAGACUGUGCCCUUCAUGUAACUAUAUAUCAUUAUGCAACUUCAACCUCCGUAU
Aspergillus pseudotamarii is the source of this 2161-nucleotide messenger RNA. RefSeq names its product putative C2H2 finger domain protein. The transcript has 2 exons. The record is from RefSeq and is a predicted model, not a curated record. Gene Ontology annotation, biological process: regulation of transcription by RNA polymerase II. Gene Ontology annotation, molecular function: RNA polymerase II cis-regulatory region sequence-specific DNA binding; DNA-binding transcription activator activity, RNA polymerase II-specific. Bases 457 to 1698 code for a protein of 413 amino acids. Lineage: Eukaryota; Fungi; Ascomycota; Eurotiomycetes; Eurotiales; Aspergillaceae. Gene Ontology annotation, cellular component: nucleus.